Oenanthe melanoleuca is the source of this 8880-nucleotide messenger RNA. It is a transcript of the gene AGTPBP1, whose product is annotated as ATP/GTP binding carboxypeptidase 1. Gene Ontology annotation, biological process: protein side chain deglutamylation; proteolysis; C-terminal protein deglutamylation. The transcript is spliced from 27 exons. Bases 2887 to 6954 code for a protein of 1355 amino acids. The record is from RefSeq and is a predicted model, not a curated record. NCBI's taxonomy places the organism in Eukaryota, Metazoa, Chordata, Aves, Passeriformes, Muscicapidae. Gene Ontology annotation, molecular function: metallocarboxypeptidase activity; zinc ion binding.
UUACUGCUGCUGCAAUUUUCAGAGAUGCAUGCCUGACUCCCCAUCAAGCUUUUACUUGAUGGCUCUGUAAUUUGCCACCACCUUACUUUCAAAUUUAUAGUUGCUCUAGUUAAAUUAAAUGUAAAUUGUUUGGAAUAAUUUUGUAUGCUUGUUAAAGAUUCUACUUGAAGUGUAAAAAUUUUUGGGAACCCAAAAGAAUAGUGAAUCAUUGUAUUAACUCUUCAUAAAAAAAUCAAUGGAUAAACAAUUCAUUUUUGCACACAGUAUUGUGUUUGAAAACAAAUAAAGCUAGGGCAUAUUCCUGCUGGUGAGAAUUGUUAUGUAAAUAAGAUCAGCAAAAGUCUGCUACUCCAUUUGUACACUAGAGUUAGGUUUUCUAAAGGUAAAGUUGUUCUCCAUAAAAUAAAUCCUAAACUUGGAACCAGUUUACCUGCCAAAAAAAAGAAUUCUAAGUUCAUUCAGUGACCUUUACCUUUCCAUAAACAAAUGUUUAGCUAGUAAAAAUAGAAGUUCUGCUUAGAAUCGUCUUUUGGGUGAAAUAAUCAAGAUGAAUUAGACUCUUAUAUUGAAUUAUGUUCUGCAUUUUUUGUUUACAUUGAGUGAAAAAAGUUAAGAGAUUUCAGUAACUGAGAUAAGUAUUUUAAUAAGGCCCAUUACUAACAUUCAGUUUUUCUUAAAUGAAGUCGCACUUUUUGUCAGUCUUAAAUUAUUUGAAGUUACUGCUGGGUCCUCUUUUUUCAGUUAAAAAUUCUCAUAUUUUUAACUGAUUUAUUUUUAUCAUGUGCCAGGACACAUACAGAGCUGUUUUAAAGCAUUAUUUUCAUACCUAACUUAAAUAAACUGACUCUGACUUCAACUUCAAAAUAUUUGAGAGAUUUUUAUCUACACCUCCUUUAUUUGUCCUUUACUUGCCAGAGCCUGCCCAAUACUAUUUUUGUCUUUGCCUGAGUCACACUUGAAUUUAUUCCAUGUCUUCUGCUUUGCUUUAGACAGAGCUAUGCAUUUAAAGUAAUUCCAUUAAUAGAAUUCACAGACAACUUGUAGCUGUACUGAAUUCUGUUUUAAGUGUUCUCUUACCCAUUUCCAAAUGUGACCAGUGUUACAGAACAAGUGAGACUGUUGCUGCCUGUUGCCAGCGCACUGGCAAAGUUCUGCAUUCUUCUCAUGCUCUUCUCAUCCAUGCUAGAUACCUGGAGAAACUUCUAAGAGAGGGAGGAAGCUCCUUCCCAAUACACCUAUGUUGUGUGAUCAUAGUCCAUGGGUUCUAGUUCUAGGAAACAUAAUUAAUGUUGAAUUAUUUGCUGGAGAAAGACCAUGUGAAUAAUUGAAUAGAUGGACAUCUGACUAUCCAUUUUUGUUAAUAUGAUGGGAUGAAGACUUAAAAUGCACAUAAGCACUUAUGCAUAAAUAGGAGGUAGGAGGACCAGGAUCUCCCAUCUGUCAUACCUCGACAAAAUUAGUUCCUGCUCCUCACUUGUGUGAUUUCCACUGACUUCCCAGUAAAGUAGCUUUGUUCUGUGUCCAUAAGGUCUGGAUGUGUAUGCUUGCUGUGCAGAUCAUCUGUGUACCAUUGCAUGGAUGAUAAGCAGAAUUUACCUUUCUUACACUAUAAUCUGAGUUAAAAGACUAACAAAUAGUAACUGUAAACCAUCCUUCAUGUCAGUCAGCCCUAUGGAAGAGUUUCAUAUUGUUACACAAAAUGCACAGCCACAUCCUAGACAGUGGAGAAGUCUUGGCUAUCUUUGGUCUUGCCUUUCUGAGUAGAUUGAAUGAUGUGUGUGGGAGAGGAGUUGCAAGUGCUGUAGCCAGGUAUCUGUAUUUUGAAAGGGAAGAUGAAUGAAAGUGGAAAUUUAAAGGAUCUGAAAUCUGCUUUUCACUGAACAAGAAUUAGAAUGGGUAACCCCGUGGAUACACAAUGUAAUUGGGAAAUUAACUUUGCAUAUUAAUAAUUUUGCAAUCUAUUAAGGGUUGUGCCUUUAUUACUAGUGUAAGUAGGACUUGAACUUGAUUUCAGUUUGCCAGCCUUUUACUUAAGGGCUGCUUUUCCCAUACCCAUGUCAGAUUUGUAAACUCAAAGAUUUGGCUGCAGAUUCUUAGUAGUUUCUUCAUUUGAAGAACUUAAUGAAAAAGGAAAUACCUGGCUGUUCCAGUUUAACAAGUGUCAGAGAGGGAGAUUAAAUUACCCACUUCUAGAAGUCAUCAGCAAUACUGAUGCAUGGUUCAAAACCAGGUGCUAGGCACAUUAAGGUUAAUUUGCCAUAAAGUGGUUUGUGAAGUGUAUGAGGUACUAUUUUUCUUUUGCAAAAAUUCUCAGGGGAAAGGGGUGAGGGGUGUGUGAGGAGGCAUACAAAAUCUUUGACUAAUGAAUUACUAUGAAUUAUCUUGCUUCUGUGGUACCUCAGUGCCCUGGGCAGUAGGAUUCUUUGGGUUCAGGUACUUACCUGCACAACAAACUGUGUAUAAAGAUUGGGCUGGGGGGAAGCACUUCACGAAGGUAUUGCAGAAUCACAGAAUCGGUCAGGUUGGAAGGGAAGACAGCAGGUUAUGUGGUCCAGCCUCCCUGCUCGAGCAGUCAUCCUAGAGCACAUCGCACAGGAUCGUGUCCAGACAGUUCUUGAGCAUCUCCAGUGGGGGAGACUUCACAACCUCUCUGGACAAUUGUGGCAGUGCUUGGUCACCCGCACAGCAAAGAACUUCCUCGUGUUCAGGUGGAGCUUCCAGUGCAUCAGUUUGUGCCCACUGCCUCUUGUCCUACUGCUCGCGAACCACGGAGAAAAGCCUGCUUCCAUCGUGCUUCCCGUCCCCCCAUGAGAUACUUGUACAGAAGUGGGGACUGCUCAGGUGCGAGUGGCUGGCACGGAGGGGCGCGCAGCCCGGGGGAUUGACAUGCCCCGUGCGGCCGCCGCUCCCUCCGUGCGGCCCGGCCGGACCGGGCACCGCGCUGCCCGCGGCGGCGGCGCUUGCGCGCGGGCGGGGCGCGGCGGGGCCGGUGACGCGCUGCGGUGCGGGCAGGUCCUGCCGCCGCCGCAUGAGCACGGCGGGGGCGCAGCGCGGAGCCGCCCCGCCGCCCGGCGCCCCCGCCUCAGCGCCGCGGGGGUUUCAAGAGAGUUUACACCUGAAGGGUACUUGGACAAAGCUAGGACACCUCUUAACUUGAGUCAAGCUGGAAUUCUGGUGAAAAGCAGAAGCAUUUUCUUCCUGGCUGCUGGGAACAGAUUCUGCAUUCAGGCUGUCAGAGAUGGUGAUUUGAAGAAUCAUAUUUCCGAUAUGAACAAAGCAAAAAUACCAUCUGAAAAAAGUGUUCCUGCCAAUUCUCGGACUUCAUCCCUACUGUCACAGCUGGAGAAGAUCAAUGUGGGCUGUGUAUCAGGAGAAUCAGACAAUGCCAGAUAUGUUACCUCAAAGAUCCUUCAUAUGGUCCAGAGUCAAGAAAAAACCAGGAAAGAGAUUACAUCUAAGGGCUCUACUGGAAUAGAUGUUAUUCUGUCAACCCUAGAGAAUACAAGAGAUCUUCAAACUAUUCUAAAUAUAUUGAAUAUUCUCAUUGAGGUAGUCUCUGUUGGUGGUGGUCGGAGAGCAGGUGUCGUAGUCACCAAAGGAGGGACACAGAUCUUGUUACAGCUGCUUUUGACUGCCAGCAAAGACUCUCCACCAAAUGAAGAACUAAUGGUGCUUCUUCAUACCCUUCUUGCAAAAAUUGGUCAAAAAGACAAGAAGAUUGGCAUGAAAGCAAGAAUAAGCGGUGUCCUGAGCACAUCGUUGAAUUUAGUGAAGCAUAAUUUACAGAACCACAGGCUAGUAUUGCCAUGUCUUCAAGUAUUAAGAGUUUAUUCAACCAGCUCUGUAAAUGCAGUAUCUCUGGGAAAGAAUGGAGUAGUAGAACUGCUGUUUAAGAUCAUUGGUCCUUUUAGUAAAAAGAACACUAGCCUUAUGAAGGUUGCUUUAGACACACUUGCUGCAUUGCUAAAAUCAAAAACGAAUGCCAGGAGAGCAGUAGACAGAGGAUAUGUGCAGGUGCUUUUGACAAUUUACGUUGAUUGGCACCGUCACGAUGGUCGACACAGAUACAUGCUGAUACGUAAAGGGGUGUUACAGUGCAUUAAAAGUGUUACAAACAUCAAACUGGGAAGAAAAGCAUUUCUUGAUGCCAAUGGGAUGAAAAUUCUUUACAACACUUCACAGGAGUGCCUUGCAGUAAGAACUCUUGAUCCUCUCGUCAAUACAUCCAGCCUAAUAAUGAGAAAAUGUUUUCCCAAAAAUCGUCUUCCUUUACCAACUAUUAAAAGUGCUUUCCAUUUCCAACUCCCAGUUAUUCCUGCCAGUGGUCCUGUGGCUCAGCUGUACAGUUUGCCUCCUGAUGUGGAUGAUGUAGUAGAUGAAAGUGAUGAUAAUGAUGAUGCUGAAAUAGAAACCGAAACAGAAGCUGAAACUGAAAUAGAUGAUGACAAGGACCAACAUUUUAAGAAUGAUGAUAUUGAGACUGAUAUUAAUAAACUGAAACCUAGACGGGAAUUGGGAAGACCCAUGGAAGAACUGAAAAUGUAUGAGCAAUUUUUCCCAGAACUUUCAGAAAACUUUCAGGAAUUGGACUUGGUUUCCAAGAAACCAAAGCCUUCUGCACCUGAUGCAAAUAUGAGUGGACCUAUUGUUGUUCCUACAGCCGGUGAGGAGAACUCUGCAGAAGCAAAUCCAUCAACAAAAGGAGUUGCUUUAAAGGUGUGCAGUCCUUUACUGGCAGAGGGAUACAAUAGAAGGCCAGUGUUUCUGGGACUACCAAAGAAAGAUAACGUCAAAGACAGUAAUUUACAUCAGCAAAAUGAUCAAAAAAACAUGCUUCCAUCAAGCCAGUGUCUAAGCCAAGAAAUUGUGAAAGGCUUGGACAGAAUCAGUCUCCAAAACAAUGAAAAAAGUGAUCAAUAUUAUGGUACAGGGUGUGUAGUAAAGAAGGAAAGCAAAGCUAGCCCUACCACACUUGCUUGUAGUAAAUCCUGUGAUCAUGUUUCACCCUGUGGAGGUAGUCUCUUUGAAGGACCAUCUGUCCAGCUGGGAAAACUCUGCUGCACUGGAGUGGAUUCAGAGGAGGAGGGAGAUUCCAGUUCAUCAGGAGAACAUGUCAUGCUUCAAGUUUCUGAUGUAUCACCAGUUCAUGAUUGUGAUCUUUAUCUUGAAAUAGUGAAGAGCACAAAGUCUAUUCCAGAAUACUCAGAAGUGGCCUAUCCAGAUUAUUUUGGCCAUAUUCCACCCCCAUUUAAGGAACCUAUUCUGGAAAGGCCAUAUGGGGUGCAGAGGACAAAAAUCUGUCAAGAUAUUGAAAGGCUGAUUUAUCAAAAUGACAUUAUAGAUAGAGUUGUGUAUGACCUUGAUAAUUUGAGUUGUUCUGUACCAGAGGAGGCAGAUGUUUUGAAGUUUAAUUCCAAAUUUGAAUCUGGAAACCUGCGCAAAGUUAUUCAGAUCAGAAAAAAUGAGUAUGAUCUAAUUUUGAACUCAGAUAUAAAUAGCAAUCAUUAUCAUCAGUGGUUUUACUUUGAAGUCAGUGGAAUGAAAACUGGCGUUGGUUACCGGUUUAACAUCAUCAAUUGUGAAAAGUCGAACAGUCAGUUCAACUAUGGUAUGCAGCCCCUCAUGUAUUCUGUUCAGGAAGCACUGCAUUCUCGACCAUGUUGGACUCGUGUUGGGACAGAUAUUUGUUACUACAAGAAUCAUUUUUCAAGAAGUUCAAUUGCUGCUGGGGGCCAGAAAGGAAAAUCCUAUUACACAAUUACAUUCACAGUGACUUUCCGACAUAAAGAUGAUGUGUGCUACUUUGCUUACCAUUAUCCAUAUACAUACACAACUUUAAAGAUGCAUCUUAAGAAGCUGGAAUCUAUGCACAACCCUCAACAGAUAUAUUUUCGGCAAGAUGUUCUCUGUGAGACCCUGGCUGGCAACAGCUGUCCAUUAGUCACUAUUACAGCUAUGCCAGAGUCCAAUUACUAUGAACAUAUCUGUCAGUUUAGGAAUCGUCCUUAUAUAUUCCUGUCUGCUCGUGUGCAUCCUGGAGAGACUAAUGCAAGCUGGGUUAUGAAGGGAACACUGGAAUACCUUAUGAGCAAUAGUCCAAAUGCGCAAUGUUUACGGGAAUCUUAUAUUUUCAAAAUUAUUCCCAUGCUCAAUCCAGAUGGCGUCAUCAAUGGAAACCACCGUUGCUCUUUAAGUGGAGAAGAUUUAAACAGACAGUGGCAAAAUCCAAAUCCAGACCUGCAUCCCACUAUUUACCAUGCUAAAGGGUUGCUGCAAUAUCUGGCUGCUAUAAAUCGUUUGCCUUUGGUCUACUGUGAUUAUCAUGGUCAUUCUCGUAAAAAGAAUGUAUUUAUGUAUGGCUGCAGCAUCAAAGAGACAAUGUGGCAUACAAAUGUUAAUGCUGCCACUUGUGGCCUUACAGAAGACCCUGGUUACAGGGUACUCCCCAGGAUCCUGAGCCAGACUGCCCCCGCGUUCUGUAUGGGCAGCUGCAGCUUUGUAGUGGAAAAGUCCAAGGAAUCUACAGCACGAGUUGUUGUCUGGAGAGAAAUAGGAGUACAAAGGAGCUACACAAUGGAAAGCACUUUAUGUGGAUGUGACCAGGGCAAGUAUAAAGGGUUGCAGAUAGGUACAAGAGAACUGGAGGAGAUGGGAGCAAAGUUCUGUGUUGGCUUGCUGCAUUUAAAAGGAAUGUCCUCACCUUUGGAAUACAGUCUGUCUUCUAGUCUGUUGGAUAUUGAAAAUGAGCUGAUUGAGUCAAGCUGUAAAGUGACAAGCCCCACUACAUACGUUUUGGAUGAAGAUGAGCCUCGCUUCCUUGAAGAAGUUGAUUACAGCGCAGAGAGUAAUGAUGAUCAAGAUGUUGAAUUAGCUGAUAAUACGGGUGAUUAUGAGGCAUCUAAUCAAGAUGACAGACUUUCAGACUCAGAUUCAGCAAGGAUACUCCUUUCUUGAACCAGCUUUGCUGCCAGUAACAAAAUAAAGUAUCCUGGAUUUCCAGUUAAAUACUUCCUUGCUGUUUUCUACAAAGGGGAUAAGCUUCAGUUAACAUAAAUAACUGGGGCCUGCAUAGCUCAAGGACAGUAAAUAUUUCUGAUAAAUUUGCAUUUGUUUUAUUUAAGGAGUUAUGUGUAUUUGUCAAACCCUAAAUAGAUAAAUUUAUUUACCAGUUCAUUUUCUACUAAAGAUACUGCAUGGCAUUUUGUGUCCUUAAGCCCUAUCCUCAGAAAAAUGGAUUAUAAUUUUUAGUGUGUCAGUACAGAAACUAAUUUUUUGUGGUACAGUUCUUUGAGUUGCUUCCUGAAAGGUACAUGUGUACAGAUUUUCUAAAUUAAUUUGUGUAUGUCUGUGUAUAUGCGCGUGUGUGUACUGAGGUGAAGAGGUUAUUUUUCAACAUUAUUUCAAUGAUACUUGAUUGUGUUUGAAGCAAUGUAGUGCCUGCUCUGAAACUGUUGUAUUUCACUAAUUUGGUUUAUAUUGCACUGAGAAAAAUGGUUUGUUCUGAAACUCUGUGAAAUUGGUUCAGCCCUCCCUCAGUCCCUCCCCACUGGUGCAACCCCACUGACUGCAGCUCGGUUUCCCUUCCCUGACCUGAGAUUUGAAAUUCCCCACCACUCCUUUGUUCUUCCUCUCUUUUCCCUGGACCCCAUUCAGGAAUAAACCUUUGAUUACCCAGGAAAAGGAGACUGCUUUGGUCUUUCGCUUUGUCCAUGCUGAAUCCCCUCCAUCUCUAGAACUAGCCAGAGGAAAGGAGUGUGGGGGGAUCUCGACAUGAAACCAUUCAAUAAUUACUGAAUUAAAAAUGAGAACAUGAUGUAUGAUUUUUUGGACUUGUUUCUUGCUUCUUAUGAUUAUGUGGUUUUGCCACAGUAAAGUGAAAAUUCUUACUAAUGUCUGUUCAGAGUUCAGGAAUUUUGCACAGUGAGCUAUGUAGCCUGUGCUUAGAAGAGCUAGACUCUUGUAAAAAACUCAUCCAUAAAAUAGGCAUGAUUUAAUUUGAGGAAGUUUUCUUGUUAAGUGUACAUGUCUCCAGGAAGAGGUCAGGUUUGUACACUCCAUGUAUAUUCAGCUACACAGCUGCUCCUUUUUUCUUCUUGAAUAUGCACAUAUUUUAAAAAGGUUCACUUUACUGGAGGCCGUGAGAAGGAGAUGGGACUGUAACUUCCUGAGGUCUCUUCAGGCUGAAUAAUUAUUCUGUGGUUUUGUAUUCUUCAUGUUUAAAGUCAAGCUGCCAGGUAUGGGAUUUACAUGUUUUCAUCUUCUCCUAUCGUCUUCUAAUUCUUAUUUCCUCUUCCCUCUGCUUAAAAUAGGAUCUAAUAGACAAAUGAAGAGAGGUUGUAGUCCAUGAUUUACAGAAUUGACAUGUUUUGCAAUGAAAAGUAUUUUUCAAAAAUUACUUUUACUUCAUGUGACCCAAUUGGCGCAUUCAUUUUUCCUCUGCAUGCACAAGGACUUUAAGAACAUGAAGAAUAACAUUUUAACUGAUGAGGAUUUUCUGUAUGUUGGUUCAUCCAAAUAAAACUGUAUUUUGGAGGGGAAGGGAGUCUUCUGUAGAGGGAUUAAAAAAGAAUAAAAUUUAUGAGAAUUAAUUGUAUCAGUGAUUUUAGCCAGGAGAUGGAUUUGCACCAGGAUCUGUUCUUUCAAAUUCAGCAUUGUUUCGUAAUGCCUGUCCAUACUGCCCUGAUUCUGAAAUUGGGAAAGGGGUUUUGAUCCCUGUUAUAUGUGACUGUCUUUUUGUUCAAAGGCUUAAAUUUGUAUUAAUAAACAUGCAGAGAGAUGUAGGGAUGGAAAACAUGGAAAAGUUGGAAACAUCUAGAGUCUUGUUCCUUUAUAAGUUUUUCUCUGUACUGAAAAUUAUCUUUCCUUAUGUUCUGUGAACUA